Molecule: messenger RNA, 3500 nt
Organism: Aspergillus candidus
Lineage: Eukaryota; Fungi; Ascomycota; Eurotiomycetes; Eurotiales; Aspergillaceae
Product: Rho family guanine nucleotide exchange factor CDC24
Exons: 4
Coding region: 39-2813 (924 amino acids)
Biological process (GO): establishment of cell polarity; septin ring organization
Cellular component (GO): cytoplasm; mating projection tip; division septum
Molecular function (GO): protein binding; guanyl-nucleotide exchange factor activity
Source: RefSeq, a predicted model, not a curated record
CCUCCCUCCCGCACGGUCCCUAUCAACGGGCAAUCGAGAUGGUCGAGACCCCAGCCAUGACUGGCGGUCCCAUCGCCGAGGACAAUAUCAUCAACCGUCGUGGCGGUGAGUCGAUCUAUCAGAGCUGCGUCAACCUCAAGAAGCGACUGGCCGAGCUCCCGUCUUUCCGACCCCACCUGGAGGAACGAGAACGGAUCGAUCAAGAGCAGGGGAACACCGACCCGGUCGCGUCGCUAUGGAAUCUACUCCGCGAGGGUUUUCCUCUCUUGACCAUCUUCAAUUCCUCCGACCCUGAGGAGUUCCUGGAGGUCGACCCGGCCAAGGUCCCCGAGGCCAAGCGCCCCAAGGCCGCCACCUUCAAGUUCCUGCAGGCUUCCCUGCAGGAGCUAGCCUUCCCCCAGCCGGAUUGCUUUCUCAUUACCGAUCUGUACGGGGAGAGUACCACCGGGUUCAUUAAAGCGAUCAAGAUGGUCAACAAGGUCAUGGAUAUCCUCGAGAUGCAGGGCAAGCUCCAACGUCCGUCCGAGGACCCUGCCGCCACGCCCGCCCAGGGCGCCGUUAAACUCACCAAGCGAGAGCAUAUCCUCAAGGAGUUGCUAGAGACCGAGCGCGACUACGUUCACCACCUGCAGAAUCUCCAGGCGCUGAAGAAGGAAUUGGAGGAGACCGGCGCGCUGACCGGGGACGCCAGCCAUCAAAUCUUCUUGAACCUCAACAACCUGCUCGACUUCGCCCAACGCUUCCUGAUCCGUAUCGAGCAACACUACGCCCUCCCUGAAGACCGACAGAACUGGGGCGCGCUAUUCAUGCAGCACGAAGACGCCUUGCGACAAUAUGAGCCCUUCAUCGCCAACCAGAUGCGUUGCGACGCCGCCUGCCAGCAGGAAUGGGAUAAGAUUCGCAUGGCCCCGCGUUCCUUGGAUCUCCAACAGAUGGUCGCUCAGCCCGCCACCCUCAAUAGUUUCUUCGUCAAGCCCUUUCAACGGCUGACCAAGUACCCCUUGAUGCUAUCGGAACUGCGCAAACAGCUCGAAGACCCCGACCUCCAGAACGACAUCACGGGAGCGAUCGACGCCAUCCAGGUCGUGCUCGACUCGGCCAACGAUGCCAUCGACAAGGAACACCUCGCCACCGCAUUCACCGAGCUGGACGAACGGGUGGACGAUUGGAAGUCGUUGAAGAUUGAUUCGUUCGGGGCGUUGCUUCGCUAUGGCACCUAUUCGGUCGUGAAGGGGGACAAUGGCAAGGAUUCGGAGCGCGAGUAUCAUAUCUACCUCUUCGAACGGAUUCUCCUCUGCUGCAAAGACAUCAACCCCAACAAACAAAAGGCCAAAUUGACGAUCAGCAAAGACAAACCGGCGGGCCCGAUCAAAGGCAAACCCCGCCUCCAGCUCAAAGGACGCAUCUAUAUGGCGAACGUGACCGACAUCCUCUGCUCCCAAAAGCCUGGCUCCUAUCGGAUUCAGAUCUUCUGGAAGGGCGAUCCGGGCGUCGUGGACAACUUCGUCAUCCGCUACCAGAACGAGGAUACCAUGAGCAAGUGGUACAAGGACAUCGACAACCAACGCCAGAUCCAGGUGGAGCAUCGCAGCACGCGCAGCACCGGAACCUCGGAGACCGAGUUCACCUACAUGAAGAGCAUGACGAAUAUCCCCAACCCCUACCAACAGGAGUAUGACGCCGAGGAGUCGGCCACCAAGGAAGCCGGGUUCUUCUCGGAAUUCCCCAUGAGCCGCAACGCCUCCAGCACGAGCCUCCGGACCCGGUCCGCCACCGGGGGUAGCGGCGGCGCCGCCGGUCCCGCCAUGUCAGUCAAUCGUCCGCCCCGCGGGUACCCUGUACCGGACCCGAACCUCGCGGUCCACACCCAAUUCCCGGGGAGCGGCGGGAUGUCGCCGAUCGAGAAGAAUGCCAACUCGUACUUCUCCCCCGUCGCCGAAACGCCGUCCACGCGGUCCAGCUCCCAGUCCACCGCGUUCAGCUACAGUCGCCAGGGAACCCCGUCCAACGGCUGGACGGACGAACACAACCGAUACACGGCCCCCGCCCUCUCCCGGGGGAUGUCCCGGGAUGGGUCGGCCCCGACUCAUUACGUGAACGGGGUGCCGAACGGGCGGAGCACCCAGCGCCCGUCGCUGCCCCCCAUGCCCGGGGCGGGGCAGACCGCCAACGGCAUGGCGCAGCAGCGCAUGCGGUCGGCCAGCAGCCCGGACAUCCACAACCACGCCCACAACCCGGAGUCCCGCCGGUACAUGGGGGCACACACGAUGCAGACGGUGGACAACGUGCCCGUGCCGCCGAUCCCGGCCCACAUGGCCAGCAUGAAGGCACCCGUCAACCGGAGUCAGAACAGCUCGCCCACCAACGUCCACCUCCCCGUCCGCGGGGGCCCGCCGGCCCCGGCCACCCAUUUCCACGAGCCGCAGUACGCGGACAAUCGCCCUGUGGGCCCAGCGGCGGACGCGCCGACGUCGCCCCUCAGUCGCGAUCCGGAGGAACCGAUGAUGCCCACUCAGCUCAAGGCCAAGGUGAACUUCGACGACAACUACGUCACGUUGGUGAUCGCCAGCAACAUCACGUUCCGGUCGCUGAUCGACCGGGUGGAUGCCAAGCUGGCCCGCUUCACCCACCGGUCGGUCGGCAACAAAUCCGUGCGACUCCGGUACAAGGAUGAGGAUGGUGACUUUGUAACCAUCGACAGCGACGAGGCCGUGCAGCUGGCCUUUAUGGAGUGGCGGGAGCAGCACCGGGACAUGCUUGCGCGGGGGCAGGUGGGCGAGAUCCAACUGUUCUGCCAAGCCGUGGAGAAUUAGGCGUGCGUGUCGGGGUGGGUGGAACCCCCCACCUCUUUUCUUCUUUCUUCCUUGUCAUUCACCCCCUCCUUCCCACUCCCGAUUACGAUGCCCCCCCUUCUGAUCUACCUUCCCUGUCCUCCCACUCGCUUGUCCGUUGGGAGGAGGGGGGAGGUAUCUUAUCUCCCCUCAUCCCGCCCUUUUACGACGGCAUCUCCCCACGACAAUCCUCGGCGUCGCCUCCGGGUCGGCCCUCCUUCGCCCACAUCCUCCGGGAGUGAAGGGAGCACGUCGGGGACGAACUGAUCGAGGAAAGGCGUCCGGGCGGGAACGACCUUUCCAUCCUUCUUCCUUUCUAGUGACACUUUUGGACCCGGAGGCGUUUUCUGCGUUUGCCUGGAUCGGAACGACCCGUCUUCUGACGAGUGCGAUGUGAUUGAUGACCUCUCCUUGUUUCUUCCUCUCCCGUUGUUCUUCUGUGCUUGGUUGGUUGAUUGAUUUUCUUUUUUGAUUGAUUCACGGCCAUCGGACCCGUGACUGGAACCUGGCUAGACUGCAUGUCACCCCGAGACUCGAGAUACGCUGUACAGAGAGUCGAUGCGUAUCCAGGGCUGGUGUGCCCCUGGCGGGCGGGAUUGUCCAUGUGGUGUGGGAAGUUGAUGACUCCGAGAGUGUCUUGAUGAUUUACUUAGACUUGCUGAAUAUCCC